Ricinus communis (castor bean) is the source of this 4429-nucleotide messenger RNA. RefSeq names its product leucine-rich repeat receptor protein kinase EMS1. Gene Ontology annotation, biological process: protein phosphorylation. The transcript has a single exon. Bases 382 to 4293 code for a protein of 1303 amino acids. Gene Ontology annotation, molecular function: protein kinase activity; protein binding; ATP binding. The record is from RefSeq and is a predicted model, not a curated record. Lineage: Eukaryota; Viridiplantae; Streptophyta; Magnoliopsida; Malpighiales; Euphorbiaceae.
GCUUUAUUAAAAGGUUUUUAAGGGCCCUAAACAUAAUUUCCAAAAGAGAUUCUCACGUACUUGAAGGGUUCUUUUGUAAAGCAAAACAGAAUUGCCGUUACUUUAAUAAAAGAUUCAAUCACGUGACUUACGUGUUGUUCUCUGACACUUGUAGAAACCGCUUUUGAUCAUUUCUCUCAGACGAAGAAGAAAAGAAAAUAUGACCGACCCUGUGACUGCGAGACCUUCCUAUGGCGUUUAAGCUUCCUCUUCCUCUUCACCUCCAUUUUGUGUGUUUCUGUAUCUUCUUUUUAGACUUUUAGCCCUCUUUUCCUUGAAUGGGUUUUCCUUUUGAGUUUCUUUCUUUCAGUUAUUCUCUGUAAAAGAACUCUUCUUUUCCUAAUGGGUAUGGCGUUUAAGCAUCUAUUUCUUUGCUUCUUUGUGUUUGUGCAACCUUUCAUUUCACUCGCCAAGUCCAUAACAGAGCAAGAGGAACAUUCCCCAGAUAAGGAUAACCUCCUAUCUUUCAAAGCCUCACUUAAAAAUCCAAACUUUCUUUCUUCAUGGAACCAGUCCAACCCCCAUUGUACCUGGGUUGGUGUUGGUUGCCAACAAGGUCGAGUUACUUCACUCGUUCUUACUAAUCAGUUGCUAAAAGGUCCUCUUUCCCCUUCUCUUUUCUAUCUUUCCAGCCUCACUGUCCUUGACGUGUCUAAAAAUCUUUUCUUUGGUGAAAUCCCACUACAGAUUUCACGUUUAAAACACUUAAAACAGCUUUGUUUAGCUGGCAAUCAGUUAUCAGGAGAAAUCCCUAGUCAACUCGGUGACCUGACUCAGCUUCAAAUCCUCAAACUCGGUUCUAACUCCUUCAGUGGAAAAAUCCCACCUGAGUUUGGCAAGUUAACCCAAAUUGAUACUCUUGAUCUCUCUACCAAUGCACUUUUUGGUACAGUUCCGAGUCAACUCGGCCAGAUGAUUCAUUUGCGAUUCCUGGACUUGGGGAACAAUCUUUUGUCAGGUUCUUUACCGUUUGCUUUUUUCAAUAACCUCAAGUCUUUAACUUCUAUGGAUAUAUCAAACAACUCAUUCUCUGGUGUAAUUCCACCAGAAAUAGGUAAUCUCACAAACCUUACCGAUCUUUACAUUGGCAUUAACUCAUUUUCUGGUCAGUUACCCCCCGAAAUUGGUUCCCUUGCAAAGCUUGAGAAUUUCUUUUCACCUUCUUGCUUGAUCUCAGGCCCAUUGCCUGAGCAAAUAUCUAAGUUAAAGUCAUUGAGUAAACUUGACCUUUCUUAUAACCCAUUGAGGUGUUCAAUCCCAAAGUCCAUAGGAAAGUUGCAGAAUUUGAGUAUAUUGAAUCUCGCUUAUUCUGAGCUUAAUGGAUCUAUACCUGGUGAGCUUGGAAACUGCAGGAACUUGAAAACUAUAAUGCUCUCUUUCAAUUCACUUUCUGGGUCUUUGCCCGAAGAGCUUUUUCAGUUGCCCAUGCUGACGUUUUCUGCUGAAAAGAAUCAGCUUUCUGGGCCAUUGCCGUCUUGGCUUGGGAGAUGGAAUCAUAUGGAGUGGUUGUUUCUUUCAAGUAAUGAAUUUUCAGGGAAGUUACCCCCAGAAAUUGGGAACUGCUCGUCCUUAAAGCAUAUAAGCUUAAGCAAUAAUCUUUUGACAGGGAAGAUACCAAGGGAGCUCUGCAAUGCUGUGUCACUUAUGGAGAUUGAUCUUGAUGGGAACUUUUUCUCGGGUACAAUUGAUGACGUGUUUCCGAAUUGUGGUAACUUGACCCAGUUGGUUUUGGUUGAUAAUCAGAUUACUGGCUCUAUACCUGAGUACUUGGCAGAGCUUCCUUUAAUGGUUCUUGACCUUGAUUCCAACAAUUUCACGGGUGCAAUACCUGUGAGUCUAUGGAAGUCCACCAGCUUGAUGGAAUUCUCUGCUUCAAAUAAUCUGUUGGGGGGCUCUCUGCCUAUGGAGAUUGGAAAUGCUGUUCAAUUGCAGAGGCUAGUGCUUAGCAGCAAUCAGCUGAAGGGUACUGUGCCUAAAGAGAUAGGCAAGCUCACAUCUCUUUCUGUUCUUAACUUGAAUUCUAAUCUCCUGGAGGGGGAUAUUCCAGUUGAGCUUGGAGAUUGCAUUGCGUUAACCACGUUGGACCUGGGAAAUAAUAGGCUGACUGGCUCAAUUCCAGAGUCACUUGUAGAUUUGGUUGAGCUGCAAUGCUUGGUUCUUUCUUACAAUAAUCUAUCUGGUUCUAUACCUUCAAAGUCUUCUUUGUAUUUCCGCCAGGCUAAUAUACCUGACUCGAGCUUUCUUCAACAUCAUGGAGUGUUUGAUUUGUCUCAUAAUAUGUUAUCUGGUUCAAUACCUGAGGAAUUGGGGAACCUUUUGGUCAUAGUUGAUCUUCUAAUUAACAAUAACAUGCUUUCUGGUGCAAUUCCUAGAUCACUUUCUAGGUUAACAAAUCUUACCACCCUAGAUUUAUCUGGAAAUGUUUUGAGUGGUCCUAUUCCACUAGAGUUUGGUCACUCUUCUAAGCUUCAGGGUUUAUAUCUGGGGAAAAAUCAGCUCUCAGGUGCCAUUCCUGAAACUUUAGGUGGCUUGGGUAGUUUAGUGAAGCUGAACUUGACUGGUAAUAAGUUGUAUGGAUCAGUUCCUCUUAGUUUUGGUAACUUGAAAGAACUUACCCACUUGGAUUUAAGCAAUAAUGAUCUUGUGGGUCAGCUGCCUUCAUCUCUGUCACAGAUGCUGAAUCUUGUGGAGCUUUAUGUUCAGCUGAACAGACUUUCCGGUCCCAUAGAUGAGCUGUUGUCCAAUUCCAUGGCAUGGAGGAUAGAAACUAUGAAUUUGAGUAAUAAUUUCUUUGAUGGGGACUUGCCACGAUCAUUGGGCAAUCUCUCGUACUUGACGUACUUGGAUCUUCAUGGAAAUAAGCUUACAGGAGAAAUUCCUCCGGAGCUUGGGAACCUGAUGCAACUUCAGUAUUUUGAUGUUUCAGGGAAUAGGUUAUCUGGGCAGAUUCCGGAGAAAAUAUGCACCUUGGUUAAUCUGUUCUACCUGAAUUUUGCAGAGAACAAUUUGGAAGGGCCUGUACCCAGAAGUGGCAUAUGCCUAAGCCUGUCAAAAAUUUCACUUGCUGGCAACAAGAAUCUGUGUGGGAGAAUUACAGGUUCAGCGUGUAGAAUCAGAAACUUUGGCAGAUUAUCUUUGCUAAAUGCCUGGGGACUUGCAGGGGUUGCUGUUGGAUGCAUGAUUAUUAUUCUCGGUAUAGCUUUUGUACUAAGAAGGUGGACUACUAGAGGAAGCAGACAGGGUGACCCUGAGGACAUUGAAGAAAGCAAAUUAAGCAGUUUUAUUGAUCAAAAUCUUUACUUCUUGAGUAGCAGCAGAUCAAAGGAACCUUUGAGCAUCAAUAUAGCUAUGUUUGAGCAGCCCCUUUUGAAAAUAACUUUAGUUGAUAUUCUUGAAGCCACCAAUAACUUCUGUAAGACAAACAUCAUUGGAGAUGGAGGUUUUGGUACUGUAUACAAGGCCAUUCUGCCUGAUGGAAGAAGAGUAGCAGUUAAGAAGCUAAGCGAAGCCAAAACACAGGGAAACCGGGAAUUUAUUGCUGAAAUGGAAACCUUGGGCAAGGUGAAGCACCAGAAUCUGGUCCCAUUGCUCGGAUACUGCUCUUUUGGUGAGGAAAAGCUUCUUGUUUAUGAGUAUAUGGUGAAUGGAAGUUUAGAUCUUUGGCUAAGAAAUCGGAGUGGGGCUCUUGAAAUCCUUAAUUGGACCAAACGCCUGAAAAUUGCUAUUGGUUCUGCACGUGGGCUAGCUUUUCUUCACCAUGGAUUCAUCCCUCAUAUUAUACACAGAGAUAUCAAGGCCAGCAACAUCUUACUUAAUGAAGAUUUCGAGCCAAAAGUUGCCGACUUUGGGCUGGCCAGAUUGAUCAGUGCUUGUGAGACUCAUGUUAGUACUGAUAUUGCUGGAACGUUUGGUUAUAUUCCUCCAGAGUAUGGACAGAGCGGGAGGUCCACCACAAGAGGAGAUGUCUAUAGUUUUGGUGUAAUUCUGCUUGAAUUGGUAACCGGGAAAGAGCCAACAGGGCCAGAUUUCAAAGAGGUUGAAGGUGGGAAUUUGGUUGGCUGGGUGUUUCAAAAGAUAAAGAAGGGGCAUGCUGCAGAUGUUCUUGAUCCAACAGUUGUCAAUUCGGAUUCAAAGCAGAUGAUGCUUCGGGCGCUGAAAAUUGCUUCUAGGUGCUUGUCCGAUAAUCCUGCUGACAGGCCUACCAUGCUUGAAGUAUUAAAGUUGCUAAAAGGGAUUAAUUAUGAGAAGAUGUAGACUUAAUAUCAGUGAGCAUAAAGAGUAGCUUGGUGUAAUAACCUUGUAGGUUGUUUUGGAUGACUCUUGAAAUCUUAAGUUGUAAGCUUUUCUGUUUGCUAAUUUAAUCUGACGACUGUUAGAGUUUCAUGUUUUA